GCGCAGAGCCCGGGCGCCCAGAGUUUCGGAGUUCCUGAGUUCAAAUCUGGUUCCUAAGAAACAUCAAAGGAAGCCUGCACCAGAGGCCUCCCAGGGUCUUCUUGGAAAUUGGACUCCAUCCACUGUGUGAGACGGAAUGGCACUCCCCACUAGUGUGCUCUCCUCUUUACUGCUGCUGGCCACUGUUGCAGGUUGUGCCUGUGGCCUGUGCAGUGAGGGGAGGACAUUCACCAAUGCCGUCAUUUCACCAAACCUGGAAACUACCCGAAUCGCAUGGGUGCCUCAGAUCAGCCCCGUGGCGGACUGCACGGCUGUGUGCUGUGACCUGGCCCGCUGUGACCUGGCCUGGUGGUUUGAGGGCCGCUGCUACCUGGUGAGCUGCCUGCACCCCGAGAGCUGCGAGCCCAGGGAGGUGGGCUCCAUCCGGUCCUACCUCACCUUCAUGCGCAGGCCGGCCCGCGGGCCCUCGCAGCUGCUCUGCUACAGGGAGAUGGUGCUCCGCGGGAAGUCCCCCUCGGGACUCGGGGGGGACUUGCCUGAGGGUCUCAGAAAGGACUUGUCUCCUCUGGGCCCCGCUCUCCGCCUGAGAAGGGCAUCGGAGUACCCAGAUGACUACAGGGACCCUGAGCAAGACUUCUUCCAUCCCCUCAGCCAGCAGGAGCCCAGAGGCAGUGCCGAGUACACCGAGUACACCAACUGGGGCCUGUUCCCGGGCAGCCCCUCCGCUGGAGACGGCCUGCCCUGGGCCGCCGAGGAGCAGGAGGUCCCUGAGUGGGGCCCAGAGGAGACGUCGGAGUACUCCGAUGACUACAGGGACCCUGAGCAGUACUCCUUCCAGCCCCUCAGCCAGCAGGAGCCCAGAGGCAGUGCCGAGUACGCCGACUGGGGCCCGUUCCCCAGCAGCCCCUCUACUGGAGAUGGCCUGCCCGGGGCCGCCGAGGAGCAGGAAGAUCCUGUGCUCCGUCUGCUGAAUGGGUCAGCACGGACCCCAGCCCCAAAACGGUCCUCAGAGAGCAGGACGUCGCCGCCCUGGGUGACAGCUCCACCUUCCAGAGAGGCCUUGGGAAAGGAGACUGUUCUGCUCCAGGACGCACCCAGCAGUGGCUCUGGAGAAGAGGUUCUAAUGCCUUCCUGUCAUCCUUCUCCAGCCAGACUGGAGUUCAGCCCAGCCUCCACAGAGGAGAGCCCACUUUUCACAGUCCCCACAAGGAGCCCGGAUCAUGGCGUCCCAACCCGUCCCGCUAGCCUCAUCCCUGCUGAGCCCUCCCCGUCAGAGCAAUCUGAAUCUCUGACCACUGCUCCCCGGACAGUGAAAGAACUCUCGGUGUGGGCCGGCGAGAAUCGAAUCGUGACUUUGCCGGAGCACGAGGUGGACCUGAAGGCUUCUGUCGUGCCCGCGCCGCCUGCAGAAACCACCUACAGCUAUGAAUGGAGUUUAGUAAGCCACCCUGGAGACUACCAAGAUGAAAUAAAAGAAAGACACACGCAAACUCUUAAUCUUUCUCACCUGUCGGCAGGACUUUAUGCCUUCAAAGUAGCAGUUUCUAGUGACAGUGCCUUUGGAGAAGGAUUUGUCAGUGUCACCGUUAAGCCAGCCAGAAGAGUCAACCUGCCCCCUACCGCGGUGGUGUCUCCCAAGACGCAAGCGCUCACCCUGCCUCUGACGUCAGCCUUCAUCGACGGCAGCCAAAGUACAGAUGACACUAAAAUCGUGAGUUAUCGCUGGGAAGAAAUUAGUGGCCCCUCCUGAGAGGAGAAGACCCCAGCUGACUCCCCUGUCCUCCGUCUGUCUAACCUCAUCCCCGGAAACUACACUUUCAGACUGACUGUUACAGACUCGGAUGGAGCCACUAACUCCACAAGUGCAGCCCUCAUAGUCAACAGUGCUGUGGACCAUCCUCCAGUUGCUAAUGCAGGACCAGAUCAGACCAUAACUUUGCCCCAAAACUUCAUCACUUUGAAUGGAAACCAGAGCAGUGACGAUCACCAGAUUGUCCUCUAUGAGUGGUCCCUGGGUCCAGGGAGUGAGAGCAAAGAGGUGGCCAUGCAGGGCGUCAAGACACCAUACCUUCACUUGUCUGCCCUGCAGGAAGGAGACUAUACAUUCCAGCUGACGGUGACGGAUUCUGCAAAGCAGCAGUCCAUGGCUGUGGUCGCUGUGACCGUCCAGCCCGAAAGCAACAGACCUCCGGUGGCUGUGCCUGGCCCCGACAAGGAGCUGAUAUUCUCGGUGGAGAGCACCACGCUGGAUGGUAGCAGGAGUACAGAUGACCAGGGCAUCGCCCUCUCCCACUGGGAGCACGUCAGCGGCCACGGCGCCGGGCAGGUGGACGGUCGCGAUGGGGUCAUAGCCGCCGCGCAGGCGCUCCGGGCGGGUGCCCACCGCUCCCGUGUGACCGUGACGGACCCCCAGGGGCUGAGCGGCACGAGCACCUUCACCGUGGCCGUGAGGAAGGCAAGCAACAGCCCUCCCAGAGCUCACGCUGGUGGCCACCGUGUGCGUGUGCUGCCCAGUAACGACAUUACCUUGGAUGGUUCGAGGUCUACCGACGACCAGGGAGUUGUGUCCUACCUGUGGGUCCGGGACGGCCAGAGCCCAGCCGCUGGGGAUGUCAUUGGUGGCUCCGACCGCAGCGCGGCCCUACAGCUCACCAGUCUGAUGGAGGGCGUCUACACGUUCCGCUUGCAAGUCGUUGACGGUCAAGGGGCCUUGGACACGGACACAGCCACCGUGGAAGUGCGGCCAGACCCCAGGAAGAGUGUGCUGGUGGAGCUGAUCCUGCAGGUGGGCGUGGGCCGGCUGACCGAGCAGCAGCAGGACACCCUCGUGAGGCGGCUGGCGGCCCUGCUGAACGUGCUGGACUCAGAUGUUAAGGUUCAGAAGAUCCAGGCCCACUCAGACCUCAGCACCGUCAUUGUGUUUUAUGUCCAGAGUGGGCCGCCUUUCAAGGUUCUCAAAGCUGCUGACGUGGUCCGAAAUUUGCGCAGACGGCUCUCAAAAGAGAAGGCUGAUUUCUUGCUUUUUAAAGUUCUGAGGAUCGACACAGCAGGCUGCCUUCUGCGGUGCUCAGGCCACAGCCACUGUGACUCCUUCACGAAGCGCUGCAUGUGCUCCCAGCUGUGGAUGGAGAACCUACUCCAGGAUGGGGAGAGCAACUGCGAGUGGAGUGUGUUCUACGUGGCAGCGUUGGCUCUCACAGUCCUCGGGCUGACGGGGGGCAUGCCCUGGCUUUGCCUCUACUGCAGGAGAUGAAAAAGGACUAAAAUAAGAAAGAAAACCAAGUAUACCAUCCUGGACAGCGUGGACGAGCAGGAGAGAAUGGAGCUGAGGCCCAAGCGCGGUAUUAAACACCGAAGCACGGAGCACAACUCCAGCCUGAUGGUGUCCGAGCUGGAGUUUGACAGUGAUCAGGACACCAUCUUCAGCAGAGAAAGGAUGGAGAGAGGGAAUCCAAAGGUUUCCGUGAUUGGGUCCCUCAGAAAUGGCGCUCCCUUCAGCUAUUGCUCAAAGGACAGAUAAGGAAGCAGCUGUAAACUCAAAGGUUACCCACAGGAAUCCCUGAAUCCAGGACUGGUGAAUGGGAGUUAACACACAGAGCUGACUCCCGUGAGAAUUGUGCAUUAAGGUCCUGGAUGUGUGUCCCUGUGUUUAAAAGAUCUGUUUUCUUGGAGCAUUUGAGAUAUGAAACAAAACAUUAACGUUGCUCUUUUAGCAGAGAUGCUUGCUGAUAGGGAUACAGUUUGGGUGAGAUACGAGGUAUGUACUUAAAAGAGUUUGUGCUUUGUAGCUGGCACAGUGUUUAUAUUACCUUUGUGAAAGUAAGGAUGGACACCUGCGUCUAUCUGCAGACCUCUAGAUAAGUUAAACACAUUUAGAGAGGGUUCAUUUCUCUUGGGAGCUGUGAUCGCCUUCAAGGACGACUUUCCAGACAUGGUUUCUGUGGUCGGGCCCCCACAGUCCCAAGGCUGCUGUGUCCGUUAACAAUAGCUUAUUGGAGGUGUGGGUUGUCUUCUGUGUAGCAAGUUUUCUGUGCUGACCGAGACAUCCGAACAGAAUAGAAACCCCCAGGACCUUUAUUCUUGGCUAUGGCCAACCACUGUUUCUGUGUCCUCUGUGGACAGCAGCUCCUGGGAAUCCGAGAGCUGAAUGAGAAUCACAGGACGAGGACCAGAGGCACAGAAAGGGAUGUGGGGGCUUAAUGACCUGUAGGUUGAAAGUGGAAGGUUGCAUGGCAACAUUCUUUACCUUUUCUUUUUUCUAGACAAAAAAACUACCCUGAAGCCUCUCCUAGCCCCAGUGUACAUUAGACAUGAUAAAAGUGAUUAUUAACUGUUGGAGCAUUUAUUGAGUAUGUCCACAGGCCGUUCAUUUGGAUUGCCAUAGAUGGGAAUAAUGACUCAGCAAAUUUGUACAUAGUCUCAGAAUCAGAAAUAUAGUCUGUCUUAAUUAGGAUGGUAUGUUCAUGAUCAUUGGCCUACAGGUUCUUUCCGUGGUAACAAAUUGACAUAGACAUUCACUUCAUAUGUUUAAAAAAUACAUUAAACUUUUUUUUAACCAAAUCUUAUUUGAAAUGUAUGGGGGGAAAAACCAUCCCCAAUCACAGAACGCCACAGAGCAGUGACCUGGGGUGAACCGUAGCCUACGGAGGUGGCUGGCUCAUAGUGGUUCUCUACCCAGCCUUAAGGUGGGUUCUCUCCCCAGCCAAGAUGGGCGGCCCGGGAGGGGCCCAUUGGCAUUCUCUGGAGAGAUUAGAGGAGAGGUGGGGCCCAUCACAGAUCUGAACCCGUGUUGUGGCCUCAGGCGGGAACACACCUGAGGAGUAUCCUGGUGCACAAGUUUCUGUGAAACUGGGAUGGCUUUACCACGAUUAAGAGGAAAGGCAAGAGGAUUAAACGACCUGCGUUAAACCAUCAGGGUGGGAACAAACGAGAAGAUAGUUCCUGUGGGUCCCUGAACGAAGUGAAGCUUGCAAAUGCUUUGGUUCUCUCUGGUCGUAUUUAUCCUAGUGAGAUCAUCUUGUUUGCAGUUUUGUACUUUCUGGUGAACGGCAGAACUAAACAGUGUGUAAAACUGUUUUAUUUAAAAAAAUAACUCCUUUGCUUAGGUUUCCUCUUUCCGCAUUGUUAGUUCAGUCUGCUGACUGGGAUGGGUGAUGUUUUUUUACACCAGAAUUUAUCUUCAUAAACUUAGUAUCUGGAGUGCCUCGUGAGCAGAGUUGGGGUUUUGUGCACCACCAGGACUUUGUGGCCUCAAGGACUGCAGAAGAGGAGGGGGAUGGAGUGUAGUGGUGAAGGGGGGGCGAGCGUGUGCUCAGUGUUUAUGUGAGGAAUUCACGUACUAGAGAUGCCCAGCGGGUCCUCACAGUCAGCCUUGGAAAGUAGAUGUGAUUAUUCUCAUGUUGCAGGGAAUGACCUGGAGUCCCAGAGAGGUUAAGUACCUUGUGCAAGUUCAGGUCUGGGAACCGAAUGCAGGUUUUCUAAGCUGUCAAGCCCCUGCUUUUCACCCUCCUCCCUGACUACACAAGGACCUCCCGCCCUCAGCUGGUGGACAGCAAAUUCUGGCAGGCCUUUUGGACCAUUUGUUCUAGGACCCAGAGGACUUCCUUCAGACAGUGGAGAACACAGGACACAGAGAAGCCUCCCUCGUCCCUCCUGCGGAAUCACGCCCUGAGCCGUGGCUCUGGGUUGCCGAGUGCCGCUUCUGCCUCCCCUGGCCUCGCUUCCCGCACAGGCGCACGCGGACCUCAGGGGCACAGGAGCCGUCUGCCCUCCCGUGGUGCAUCCCCAGGGCCAGCGGGCGGGGAAGGUUCUCCAUCACUUGGAAGGAGAGG
This is a messenger RNA of Neogale vison (American mink), 5831 nucleotides long. RefSeq names its product KIAA0319 ortholog. The record is from RefSeq and is a predicted model, not a curated record. Lineage: Eukaryota; Metazoa; Chordata; Mammalia; Carnivora; Mustelidae. Gene Ontology annotation, biological process: neuron migration; negative regulation of dendrite development. Gene Ontology annotation, cellular component: cytoplasmic vesicle; plasma membrane.